CCAAUCCUCCAACCAAAUCCCCUAAUGGCGUCCUCGCUGCUGCGCCUCCCCUCGCUGCUCGCGCCGGCGCCGGCCUUGCUCUGCCGCGGAGGACGCCGCCUCUACGCGGCGCCGUCGGCUGCGGUCGCGAGGCUCUCCGCUGCCGCGACGAGCACGGGCGCCUCCGCGGCGGCUCCCGCGCAGGCGGAGGGUGCCCGCGGCGGCGACAGGGAGGGGCAGGUGACGCCGCGGUCGGCGGACUUUAACGCGUGGUACACGGACGUGAUCGCCGCCGCCGAGCUCGCCGACUACGGGCCCGUGAGGGGCACCAUGGUCAUCCGCCCCUACGGCUACGCCAUCUGGGAGGCCAUCCAGGAUUACUUGAAUGUGAAGUUCAAGGAGACAGGGCACAGCAACAUGUACUUCCCUCAGUUCAUUCCAUACUCUUUUAUAGAGAAGGAGGCCAGUCAUGUUGAAGGGUUUAGUCCAGAGCUUGCGUUAGUUACUAUUGGAGGAGGAAAGGAACUGGAGGAAAAGCUUGUGGUAAGACCAACAAGUGAAACCAUUGUAAAUCACAUGUUCACUAAAUGGAUCCAGAGCUAUCGUGAUCUUCCUCUCAUGAUUAAUCAGUGGGCUAAUGUAACAAGAUGGGAAAUGAGGACCAAGCCAUUCAUCAGAACACUUGAAUUUUUAUGGCAAGAAGGCCAUACAGCUCAUGCCACCCUUGAAGAGGCAGAGGAGGAGGCGAUGCAAAUGAUUGAUGUAUAUACCAAAUUUUCUUACGAGGAAGCUGCAAUCCCAGUUAUUCCUGGCAGGAAAUCAAAAGUGGAGACAUUCGCUGGUGCUAACCGGACCUACACUAUAGAAGCUAUGAUGGGUGACAGGAAGGCCUUACAAGCUGGAACCAGCCACAACCUUGGCCAGAACUUCUCCCGUGCCUUUGAAACACAGUUUAUGGAUGAAAAUGGUCAACUUGAACACGUUUGGCAGACUUCUUGGGCUAUUAGCACUCGGUUUGUUGGCGGGAUUAUCAUGACCCAUGGCGAUGAUGCUGGUCUAAUGCUUCCACCAAGGAUUGCACCCAUUCAGGUGGUAAUAGUGCCUAUUUGGAAAAAGGGUGACGAAAAGGGUGUUGUUAUGGAAGCUGUAGCUUCAGUUCAAAACACGCUCAAAGAAGCAGGCAUAAGAGUUAAAGUGGAUGACUCGGAGCUGCGAACACCUGGAUGGAAGUUUAACCAUUAUGAGAUGAAAGGAGUUCCUAUAAGGAUUGAAAUUGGUCCGCGUGAUGUAAAAAAUAGGAGUGUUGUGAUUUCUAGGCGAGAUGUCCCUGGAAAACAAGGAAAGGAAUUUGGAGUAUCUAUGGAACCAUCAAUAAUGGUGGACCAUAUAAAAGGCCGUCUAGAGGAAAUCCAAGCCUCCCUUCUACAGAAGGCCAUCACAUUCCGUGAUAGUAAUAUAGUUGAUGUAAGCUCAUACGGAGAACUGAAGGAGGCCAUUGCUGAGGGAAAAUGGGCAAGAGGCCCAUGGUCAGCUAGCGAUGCGGAUGAGCUGAAGGUGAAAGAAGAGACCAGUGCUACCAUCAGGUGCUUCCCAUUCGAGCAGCCGGAGGGCACGAAAAAAUGCUUCAUGACCGGCAAUCCAGCCGAUGAAGUUGCUAUUUUUGCAAAGUCAUAUUAGGUCACCUGUUUUGCUUACCAGAGAUCAGAUUUUUUUUUUCAGUUUUUCUUGUGUCUUUUCCACAUCAAAGUUUCUGUGGUCUUUUCACGAUCAUGGACGAUCAAUUUGGAGUUGAUACUGCUGAUAUUUCCUGUGUAAAUUCGAAAUCGGCUAGAUUAUAUUUCUGUCAUGCUUGUAAUCUCAUCUUAGCAAAAAAUCACGCUAGCAGCAAUCUAUAACCAAAGUUCCUUACUAAGUUUUUUUACCACAAA
Molecule: messenger RNA, 1907 nt
Organism: Brachypodium distachyon (stiff brome)
Lineage: Eukaryota; Viridiplantae; Streptophyta; Magnoliopsida; Poales; Poaceae
Product: proline--tRNA ligase, chloroplastic/mitochondrial
Exons: 11
Coding region: 25-1656 (543 amino acids)
Biological process (GO): prolyl-tRNA aminoacylation
Cellular component (GO): aminoacyl-tRNA synthetase multienzyme complex; cytoplasm; mitochondrion
Molecular function (GO): proline-tRNA ligase activity; ATP binding
Source: RefSeq, a predicted model, not a curated record